AUGGACCCACAUUCAGAUCAGACAAAGGAGAAUGAACGAGCUCGCUUUAAGACUCUCCACGCCCGGUGUGACAAGCAAGACGAGUUAUUCGAUAGCAUUAUCAAAGCUGCUGGAGUCACAAGAGUGCAACAGCAUAACAACCAACUGGCCAGUGUGUUACGCCUUUCGGAAAUCAACAGCAAUGAGCAAGUGGUUGUCGGCACAUCAUUUGAUAACUUUAUCGCUUCAGGGGAUGAGAAAAUCUUGGACAAGCUCCAGAAGCGGCUCAAAAUAACUGAUCAGACAACUAAGGAGAAACUGCUCCGGUGUGCCCACUUCGUACGGUUCCCCGAGGACGACGCUUCGAAAUACACGGCAGAUCAGAUGCUUGCAAAUCUCAAAGGUUCCAAAUCUCCCGCAAGGCCACUUGACGCGGCUCAGACAAUUGACUGGUCUACCGAUAUCGUUCAAGAAGGCUUCAAUGCUAAAUAUCAGAAUCACGAUCUCAUUAAUCCAUUGUGA
This is a messenger RNA of Puccinia triticina, 501 nucleotides long. RefSeq lists its product as uncharacterized. Bases 1 to 501 code for a protein of 166 amino acids. The record is from RefSeq and is a predicted model, not a curated record. The transcript has 4 exons. Lineage: Eukaryota; Fungi; Basidiomycota; Pucciniomycetes; Pucciniales; Pucciniaceae.